Periconia digitata is the source of this 533-nucleotide messenger RNA. NCBI's taxonomy places the organism in Eukaryota, Fungi, Ascomycota, Dothideomycetes, Pleosporales, Periconiaceae. The record is from the annotation of a GenBank genome assembly.
UCUCUUAUACUGGCGCAGGGGGUGCGGGUUUCGCUUGGUCUCCAACUUUCACUCGUCCAUUUCCGCUGUGCAUACGCUUGCUCACUAUCUUUCUGCAUCUACCUUAUUUCUCUCCUAAGCUUAUGAGCAAUUUAUUCGUGUUUGAGUGGGGGAUAUAUAUGUUUACAUUCACCAGCCACAUGUACACAAUCAUUGAACCCCCGUCAUUGUGUAACUUGAACCUUGCAAUCUGCCGUGCGAAGCUUCUUGUACAUGAACUAUACAGUGGCACAGCAUCUCCUCUAACGUUACACAAUCAAGUAGACGAGUCCCGUCACCCGCGCUUGCAGUAUACAUCAUCCCAGGGGCGUGCCACUGUGGGGGUGGGCCGCAUGUCGCAAUAUGCAGGGCUUCUUUGCUCAUCCAUCCACGCAAGAGUCCCCCCGGCGCUUCCCUCUCCACCAUCAUGGGAGCUACACCAGGCUGAAGAAGCACAUGGGGCAGACGUGCGUGUGGUGGUGUACCGAGGACCUUCUUUCGUUUCUUUGUCGUGA